Messenger RNA from Lytechinus variegatus (green sea urchin), 745 nucleotides. Its product is annotated as histone demethylase UTY-like. Gene Ontology annotation, molecular function: chromatin DNA binding; histone H3K27me2/H3K27me3 demethylase activity; RNA polymerase II cis-regulatory region sequence-specific DNA binding. The record is from RefSeq and is a predicted model, not a curated record. NCBI's taxonomy places the organism in Eukaryota, Metazoa, Echinodermata, Echinoidea, Temnopleuroida, Toxopneustidae. Gene Ontology annotation, cellular component: MLL3/4 complex. Bases 275 to 643 code for a protein of 122 amino acids. Gene Ontology annotation, biological process: regulation of gene expression. The transcript is spliced from 5 exons.
ACAAGAUCGACUCUGCAAAAGACCGGUCAUGUGACUGAUGACCAGCCAAUACACACCGGCGUUACAAAAGUGUUUGAUCGAGCAAGUACGAGCGUGGAUAAUGGUCGGGGAGUUGUGGAGCAGUGUGUGUACCGUAUCCCGUACGAAGGUUUUUCAACUUCAACCCGAAUCCACUGUUCCUAAUUAGCAAAGCGCUCGAUUUUCAACAUGUUCCAGCUUCUCCGGUGAUUCUGGAAAUGUAGAAAUUGAAUAUUUUGAGCUAGAAUGUUGGAAAAUGAUGUCCGAACAAGUGGGAGAAGUCAUGACUUCGAAUGCUCCCAUUCCCGCUGAAGUAGAUUUGUCAACUGCCUACGAUAGCCGACUAUUUGGAUUCAUGACGACGGAAGGGGAAGAGGGAGCCCAGAAAAAGGCCAUGUUAAAUAAGGCCAUCGCUCAGCUUGAGCAGGAGAUCAAGAAGAAGGAGGUCAGUGACCCCAAGAUCUACUGCAAGCUGGGACAUUACCAUUUACUGCUGGGAGAAUACAGCAAAGCUCUGUCAGCCUAUCAGAAGUUCUUCACAUUGGAUAGCGAAUACUGGAAGGAUGCAACCUUUCUGUAUGGGCUUGGUAUGGUUUACUUCCAUUUCAGCGCCUACCAGUGGUAAGUCCGACAUGUUAUAUUCUGUGCUGCUUUGUAAUUUGUGGAAUUUAUUUUUGUGUAUUAUUGUGAUGAAAUUAUUUUGAUUUAAAUUUUCCUGACUUGUCUA